Messenger RNA from Paramecium sonneborni, 2364 nucleotides. NCBI's taxonomy places the organism in Eukaryota, Ciliophora, Oligohymenophorea, Peniculida, Parameciidae. The record is from the annotation of a GenBank genome assembly.
AUGAAGAAGAGAAAUUAGAAACUAUGUAUGUAAAUCAAAUUAUUAAUUAAGCUGAUUUAUAUGUUACAUCGAAAGUACUAUGUGCUAAAUUUGGAACAUAUUCAAAGAAAUUUAUGGCUAGUGGAGAUGAAAAAAAUUGUGUUCAAAUUUGGUAAAUUGGAAAUCAAAAACCCAUUGCUGUAUUUCAAUAAUACAUAGCUAGACUUUAAGUUCAUAAAAUAAUUCAAAUGCAUAAGUUGAAGUUGCUAGUGUCAAUUUUAAUUUUUGUGAGACUGAAUUAUUUUCAGGUUCCAAUAGAGGUAUCAUUAAUAUUUGGGAUGUUGAAAAUCAAAAAUGUAAAAUUAUUUAUUUAAAUAUAUUAUCUAUAGAGUUCUAAACACUAAAAGGUCAUACUACAUGUGUUAAUACUCUUUGUAUUUAUCCUACUGAAGAUAAUAAACAUCUUCUUCUUAGUGGAGCUUAUGAUACUUCUAUUAAAUUAUGGGAUUUAAGAUCUAAAACUGCAGUCAAUCAAUUCAAAGGUCAUAGUAUGUAAAUAAAUGCUUUGGCAGUCUCUCCAAAUUGUAAAUUAUUAGCAUCUGGUUCAAAUGAUGGAUAAGUUAAAAUUUGGGAUAUUACUUAAGCUAAAUUAAUAGCAUCUUUUACUUAACACGAUAGUUAAAUUACUUGUCUAAGCUUUAAUCCAGUUGAUAAGGCAUUAGCAUCAGGUGGAGGAGAUAGAUGUGUCAGAUAUUGGGAUUUAGAUAGAUUAACUUAAGUAAUUUUAUUUUAAUAAUUUUAGAUAUCAUCUACCAGAACUGAUACAACUCCAAUUUAAUGUAUAUUAUUUGAAUAAAAUGGGAAAAUAUUAUAUUCUGCUGCUUAUGACUCCCUAAAAGUUUGGGAUGUUGAACAUGAUUGUUAACUUUUAGAUAAUGUUGAAAGUAGUUGGAGAGGAGUAUAAGAUUUAUUAGUUGUUUAAGAAAGAGAUUAACUAUUAGGACUUGCUUCAAAUGUACAAAGUGGUUUUAGUCUUCAUGGUGUUAACCUAAAAACUAUUUGUCAAGAUGUUAAAAAUAUAGAUGUUAGAUCAAGUGGUGGUGGUGCAUCUGUAAAAAGAGGAAGAACACCAGAUAAAAGAUAAGAUAUCUAAACAGCAAAUCCAAAACCAUCAGAUUCAGAAAGUAAAGUUAAAAGCAAACCAUCAUUGUAAAUGCAAGCCUAAAACAUAUUAAAUUAAGAUUAUUAAUAUGAUAGAUAAAAAUCUAAUGAAUAAAUGAAAGAUAUUUAGCAAUAAUAAUUAUAGUAAUAACCAUACUUCUAAUAAUAAUAAAUAAUAGGGUCACCGUAUCUCAAUAAUAAUAAUAAUAAUGGAUAUUAACAAUAAUAAUAAUACUCCUAAUAAUAAAUAUUAUAUUAAUACUAAAUAUAACCAACUUAAUCAUUUUAAUAGUAAACUGUUUUGACUUAUUAAUAAUAGACAAAUCAAAUUCAUUAACAAUAAUAAUAAUAAAACUAAUUAUUUUUGCAACAAAAUCUUUUGUAAUAAUAGCCACAGUAAUUUUAAAAUCACGAUACAAAUUAAUACUUUACAAAUUAAGUACACACACCCUAAAAUAAUCCAUAAAAAUAUUAAUAGAUUUAUAUUCCUUAAGUGAUAGUUCCAAAUAUAGAGGAAGAAGAGUAUCCUCCAGAUGAAUCUGAAAUUAUGGCUUCAAAUGAUUUAACUCUCUCUUAAUUUAUGAUGGGAGAUUAAAAUAAGGAAAAGUUUAAAUAAGUAGAUCUCAUACAUGAGAUUGUCAAAGAUCACAAUAAAGUUUAAUCUGUUUUAACUUAAAGAAUGAAUUAUAUGAGACCUAUUCUUCAUUGGUGGAGUAAUAAUAAUCUUAAAUCUGCUAUAAAUGCAAUUACUUAGUAGAAUUUUUAUUUUAUAUUAGAGUAAUAGAACCAUCAAUUUUAUAAGAUGCUUUGUCUCUUUAUUCCUAAUAUCCUAAAUUUGCAUAAGUACCUAUAGAUACAAUUCCAAUGCUAUUAGAAAAAGCAAGAAUUCUUAUUGAAUCUAAAUAUACUUCACAUAUGAGAGGAGGCCUUGAUUUUGCUUGGACAACUCUUAAUUAAUUUAGAGAUGUAAUUAAUUAUUUAAUAUUUAAGGAAAUUCUUAGUAUUAAAUUAUUUAAUUAAUUAUCAAAGGCAGAUUUAGCUAGGGAAGAAAGAAUUUAAAAAUAUGAUAGAAUUAUUGAACAAUUUAAAAUAUUAGUUUAAACACCAAAAGUACAAAAAAUAAUUGACAGAAAUAAAGAAGAUCUCUCAGACUUGGCUAAGAAAUUUUAAAUUGAAGUGGUUGGAUUUCUCAAAAAAGUUAAUUAGAAUUAAAUGCUAAAUUGA